AUGUCUUUCUACAAAUCAUCCGUCUUCGCUCUAGCUCUGGCAGCUGCGAUGCCACUCUUCGUCAAGGCCCACAUCAUCAUUGUCAGCCCCGAGCCAUUUACCUCGCCAGCGGUUACGACCUCCCCACUUGCGAAUCUCGCACCUGGAUCACCGGGAAGCAACUUCCCUUGCCAGCUUGCCGCCGGCGGAUCCUACAAGGUUGGAAGUCGAACGCAGGUCGCUGUCGGACAAGAAAUGCCUCUCGCUUUUUCCGGCUCUGCAAGCCACGGUGGCGGUACAUGCCAGCUCGCAGUCACGACCGAUAAGGAGCCCAGCGUCAGCACCCAAUGGAAGACGUUCCAGAUCUACGAGGGCGGCUGCCCGAUCGCGGGCGACUCCUCCAGUGGCGGCACAUCCAAUCUUACCUACCAGCUCCCGCAAGGUAUGAUCAAUGGCGAUCUCACUUUCGCCUGGGUCUGGAUGAACAGGAUCGGAAAUCGCGAGACGUAUAUGAAUUGCGCGCCUAUUACGGUCACGGGUGGCUCCAGCGACAGCAGCGUUUACGACAGCUUACCCAAUGCAUACAUUAUUAAUCUCCCUACGUCCGAUUGCAGCUCUGUCGAAAUGAGCGAUCUGGUAAUUCCAAAUCCUGGA
This is a messenger RNA of Baudoinia panamericana UAMH 10762, 633 nucleotides long. RefSeq lists its product as uncharacterized. NCBI's taxonomy places the organism in Eukaryota, Fungi, Ascomycota, Dothideomycetes, Mycosphaerellales, Teratosphaeriaceae. The transcript has a single exon. The annotation marks the transcript as partial. The record is from RefSeq and is a predicted model, not a curated record.